AUGGCCGAUCCGGAGAAGUCAGUCCCACCUGCCGUUGUGAUCUCUCAAUAUGACUCUCCAACUCAGCCCAGUUCAUCUAACAAAGAGUUCUAUUCGUCACUUGACCAGUCACCUACGUCUUCCGUGACAAGGUCAGAGGGAGAUCACGAUGAAAGAGCACUCACCUUAACCACCACUCAGCAUUCCAGGCGUUCACAAUCGCUCUCCAGAAACGUGAGCAGGAUAACCACGCACGGCACGGGUUUCACGUGUGAUCCAAGAUAUGAAGUCGACUUUGGCGUCGAGGACCCCUAUGAUCCUAGGAACUGGUCAUUAGCGUAUAAAGCAUAUGGCUUGUUCUCCAUAUCUUUCGGUACGCUGGGGGUGGUGAUGUACUCAACUUCGUACACGUCGGGGAUGGGCAAAAUGCAGGCAGAAUUUGGCGUCAAUUCAGAGGCGAUUGCAACCCUCGGUGUGACGACGUACCUCUUUGGGCUUGCUAUCGGCUGUUUGCUGCUGGCACCUAUCGCCGAAACCUACGGGCGGAAACCAGUCUAUAUGCUUUGCAUGACGAUGUUCACAAUACUGGUCCUUCCGGCUGCUCUUGCCAAAAGUCUACAGGGUAUCAUCAUUACACGCUUUUUUGGGGCGUUGUUCGGUAGCGCCAUGAUUGCAAAUGCUCCUGGUACAAUAGCGGAUAUGGUGUCAGACGAAUAUCGCAGUACGGCAUUUUCGAUUUGGAGUAUUGGACCAAUGAAUGGCCCCGUCAUCGGACCGGUCAUUGGAGGCUUCGUGACUGAUUAUCUAGGCUGGCGGUGGACCAACUGGAUUGUUAUGAUCUGGGCAGGGAUCGCCUCCGUUCUCUUGAUCGUGAUGAAAGAGACAUACUCGCCCGUCCUCUUACAGAAGAAAGCCAAGAAGUUGCGUCGCGAGGAGAAUGACGAUAAGUAUUGGAGUCGGUACGACAUUCGAGUUGGCUUCCUGGAACUUAUGAAGAUCAAUCUGUCUCGUCCUUUCAUUAUGAUGAUCAAGGAACCCAUUUGUAUCUUCUGGAAUGUCUACAUUUCACUCAUUUAUGGAAUUCUCUACCUCUGCUUUGUCGCAUAUCCGAUUAUUUUCACGGAAGAACGAGGAUGGUCGACCAGCUUGAGUGGCUUGUCGUUUUUGGGCAUCGGCAUUGGCACCAUGAUAUGCAUAUGUUGCGCCUCGCCCAUCCGGAAAAUGAUCAACAAUCAUAAGCCAGAUGCGCAUGGCAAUGUCCCACCCGAGGCCAUGUUGAGCAUCGUGUGCCUUGCCGCAAUCAUGGUGCCCGUAGGGCAAAUUUGGUUCGCUUGGACGUGCUAUCCUACCAGCAUACAUUGGUCCAUACCCAUCGCCGCCGGCAUACCCUUUGGAUUCGGCAACGGUACUGUUUUCAUCUAUUCGGGAAACUAUCUUGCCUACAGCUAUGGCAUUUACGCUGCGAGCGCCAUGGCUGGAAACGCGUUGAUGAGAUCUUUCCUGGGCGGCACACUACCCCUGGCAGGGCCAUCUCUCUAUCGAGCUUUGGGGCCCAAUUGGGCCGGAAUGUUCUUGGGACUGCUGGAAGUGUUGAUCAUCCCGAUCCCCUUCUUAUUCUAUAAGUACGGAGGUCGAAUCCGCCAGAAGUCCACUAUGAUCCGAGAAAUGAGGGAGAACGAAGAGCGACAGGAGCGCAGGAAGAAGAAGGCGGAGGAGAGAUUGAGGAGGGCGGAAGAGAAUGGAGACGAGCGGGAAAGGGGAGAGGCCCGGGUCGAACUUUGUCGUGUUGAAAGUCGCUUGGACGAAGGUGGCAAUGUCGAAGCCGCUGGGCUCGAGACGCUGAAUAACCUACAAGGGCUGGACAGGGAGACCCUCGAGGAUUACCAAGGGCUGAGAGCCCGGGACAAAUCGUCAGCGAGGCAAGCGAAGGUCGAGGAGGUGUGA
This is a messenger RNA of Exophiala viscosa, 1923 nucleotides long. RefSeq names its product MFS transporter. Lineage: Eukaryota; Fungi; Ascomycota; Eurotiomycetes; Chaetothyriales; Herpotrichiellaceae. Gene Ontology annotation, molecular function: transmembrane transporter activity. The transcript is spliced from 2 exons. The record is from RefSeq and is a predicted model, not a curated record. Bases 1 to 1923 code for a protein of 640 amino acids. Gene Ontology annotation, cellular component: plasma membrane. Gene Ontology annotation, biological process: transmembrane transport.